GAGACACAGACUUAGUGACACCUACAACACCGGAACUUAAGAGGUCAAGUUGUUCCCCCGGGCCGGCAGACGAGUCAGCUGUGAAUGAACGAGCUCCCUCUGAAUAGUUCGAUAUAGAGUCCGUUUUGAGCUGGGAUCACGAGUUGUUUGAAUCGUGGGACGCUUGUGCAUUUUCCCAGGCUCAUGGAGAAACACGUGCCAGUGAAUGUCUGACUGCGGAAGACAACGACUCUGAGACUCUACCUUCAGACCAAGAAUUUUACAGUCGUGAGUCACCGGUUGUUAAAGACAACAGAGCCUUAUUUGAGCUAAUAUAAACCGGUUUCAAGACAAUCAAGGGGCAUAUUGCGGACCUUGAAAAGCGUUUUGCUGUCAUCAAGGAGCGUCAGGACGGCAUUGAGAAGAAGCAGAGUGUUUAUAAUCAAUCUGUGAUGGAAACUUUACAACGACACACCAUCUCGCAUAAACAUAUUAUAGCUACACAGAGACUCCAUGCUGGAGAGAAUCGCCACGUUGGUCAUAACCAAAACCUGAAGAUGGAUUUGUUAAAGCAGGUUGUACACAUACUUAAAAAAAACAAACUCAGGUGAGUUGUACAAUACGUUUUCAUACAUCUGUGUGUUUGCUUGUAUUAAUUGUUGAUUCGAUACUGUUUACUGUUUGUGUUAUUUUUUACUAGUUUUUUUAUAACCAUAGUUGUUUCAAAAUGUUUUGUUUAAAUUUUCUGGUAAACUGGUUUAAAAAUGUUAAUAUUAAAAUAGUGGUGUUCCAUAGAACGUGUACUGGUAUGUUGGAACGGUAUACGUCCAAUUACGUGCCUCAUAACCUUGUUCUUGUAUCUGCACAACGACCAUUAUUUCAUGAUUAAGAAUCUGAAAGCGUGAAUAGGUACACCAUACGUGUACGACUACUGUCACAGUUUUACUAGACGUAGAGACCAUAGGUGUAAAUAUGUUUGUGAUGUUUGUAAUGCACCUGAUUGUCAUAAAUACGUUGUCAAAACGAGGCAAUGUCACGAUCGUUUGCGUUACUGCAGAUCUGCCUAUUGUUAUAAAGCACAUAAACAAACGCAAUUAGGACAAUAGUACGCCCAGUGUGAUGUCACUAAAUACUGUCAGAAAUGUAAUAGUAACUGCAGGAAUCUCUAAUUCUCAGUCAUGGGCUGGUGGCUCUUCAUGAUCCUAGUUAUAUUGCAGUGGAAUGCCAGGAGUCUUAUAGCUAAUGGACAAGAAUUCAAAAAGUUUGUGACUGAUCUGUUAGAUAAACCUCAGGUAAUAUGUGUGCAAGAGACGUGGUUAAAACCACAGUUAGACUUUGUGAUUUAUGGAUAUACUACAAUCAGAAACGAUAGGGAAACGGGUAAAGGUGGAGGGGUAGCAACUUUUGUAAGAAAUGAUGUGAAAUAUAACCUAGUCAAUAAAGGGAAAGAACAUGAAUCUGUGGUAGUCAGAAUACAGACAGGAAAAGACAGUAUAAUGAUAGUCAACUUUUAUAAUCCCUGUAAUAGACUGAGCACUGAUACACUGAAUGCAGUAUGUGGGGUGACACAAGGGAAAACAGUAUGGUGUGGGGAUUUUAAUGCACACAGCACGAUAUGGAGGAGUAAGAACACCGAUAUAAAUGGGUCAGUAAUAGAGGAAUUUAUAGAUGAUAAAAACCUGGUAUGUGUUAAUGACGGGAAGGGCACACAGUAUAGUAGUUCACAUAACACAGAAAGCGCUAUUGAUCUGACGAUAAUGUCAACUGAAAUGGCAGGAAUCAGCUUAUGGGAGGUUUUAGACCAGUCGACAGUAGGUAGUGAUCACUAUCCAAUAAUAACCAGGAUAGAAGUAGAGAUACACCAGGAUAGCGAAUUGAAAACACCAAGGUGGAGGUUAGAUAAAGCUGAUUGGCAGAUGUUCCAAAUGCUAAGUGAAAUAAAAUGUGUGGAAUUAGUGAAUAAGGAUAUUAGAGAUGUAGAAGAAAUGAACAGGAAAGUGACUAGGGCAAUUAUACAAACAGCUGAAGAAACAAUUCCUAAAAAGACAAGAAUUGAACAAAGAAAGAGCGUGCCAUGGUGGAAUGAGAGCUGUACUAUAGUAAUUAAAAAGAGAAAUAAAGCUCUUAGGCAACUCAAAGCUCACCAUACACUGGUAACUUUGAUCAACUAUAAAAGGGCACAAGCAGUAGUUAGGAGAACAAUCAGAUCAGCCAAACGUGGGUAUUUGAGACAAUUCUGCAAUAAAAAUUUAAAGUGA
Molecule: messenger RNA, 2237 nt
Organism: Ictalurus punctatus (channel catfish)
Lineage: Eukaryota; Metazoa; Chordata; Actinopteri; Siluriformes; Ictaluridae
Exons: 2
Coding region: 1158-2237 (359 amino acids)
Molecular function (GO): catalytic activity
Source: RefSeq, a predicted model, not a curated record